This is a messenger RNA of Boeremia exigua, 2246 nucleotides long. RefSeq lists its product as uncharacterized. The transcript has 4 exons. Bases 240 to 2195 code for a protein of 651 amino acids. NCBI's taxonomy places the organism in Eukaryota, Fungi, Ascomycota, Dothideomycetes, Pleosporales, Didymellaceae. The record is from RefSeq and is a predicted model, not a curated record.
GUUCAAUUAAUGCACAUCAGUUGCAGUUGGGGGCCAAGAUUCAUCCAAUCGCCUUAUCAUUACCCAGGUAAUUGCAGCUCGCUUGUCAGAAUCUCUGUUCCUCGUAAAAAUUUGGGAACGUUCCAUGAUGCACAAGUCAAACUCGACCACCCCGUUCGACUAGCAGGAGCGGUUCAUGUUACUUGAGAGAUCUUCAGCGACAACACACGCUCACUCCCAACCACACAUCCGUGGGUCCUAUGGCUAAUUCUAUUGUCUCGCCCCUGGAUACACCUUCCAACCCACUCCAACACAAUAAGCGGCUUCCUGAAUCCGUUGAGUUGCUGGAUAUAACAAGUCUCAAUUCGGCCACGGGAGAGACUCCAAGCUCAACGCGUGCUAGCAAGAUCAAUUCUGGCUUGACCGAUGGCUGGGUAUAUGAGAUACUCAGUUGUGUAGUCGCCAUAUUGGCCCUCGCUAGUCUUGUUGCAAUUCUCCGCUACUUUGACGGCUUCAUCAUCACCGAAUUGCCCCUGCACAUCAGCAUCAAUACCUUGAUUGCUGUGAUUGGAGCCGUAAUUAAGGCCAUGAUACUGCUUCCCGUAGCUGAAAGCAUCAGUGAGCUGAAAUGGUCAUGGUUCAUCACUCGAAAGCAGAAACUGGUAGACUUUGAGAACUUUGACAUCGCAAGCCGAGGACCCUGGGGUGCAGCGUUGCUUAUUUUUCAUCUACGAGGUCGGCAUUUAGCUACGAUUGGAGCUUGGCUGACCCUACUCGUACUUGCUGUUGAUCCAUUCACGCAGCAGGCUGUUCGUCCGGUGAGAUGCGAUCAUGGUCUUUCUGGCGGAGCGGCGCGUCUCCCGUAUGCCAACAACAUUACCAAGAUCUCGGCACAUGUCGGUCCUGGUCUCCCGCAACAGCUUCUACCAGAUCUUGCGAGCGCCAUGUAUACGGGUCUUCUUGGUGACUCACGAAGCUUGAACAGCGAGUGCUCGACAGGCAACUGCACUUUCCCCGGAGAUGCAGCCGUGGGAUCGUUCCAAACAAUAGCUUUGGAUGCAUCGUGUGUAGACAUAUCAAAUGAGAUUGUCGAAGUGAAGUCAAAGAACGCCGUGAGAGGACCUUGGUAUCUCCCCUCACUCGGCAAUGCCACUUCGGCUGUUGGUCAAUCUCUACUGGUACAUACGUACGCCACGACCGAGUCUUCGCCAUUCUUGAAAUAUUGGAAUAAAGAAAACGACACCGCUCUGUUCAGCUUUGCUGCUUUGCUUUUCCAGCCGAAUGAAGGCUGUACGGACGCAUCGACAUGCACACACGCUCUAGCUGUCGAGUGCAGGUUAAACCCGACAAUACAAACUAUGUAUACUACAAUUGAGCUAUCCAAGGUCCAGGAAGAAGUCGUAAACAUUCAGUCCGUGGAAUUGGUUCCAUAUCCUUCUGUGGCUCCGAAACGAUCCCACCUCGACUCUUGGAUGAGCAUACCCGAAGAGGUAAUCCGCAAUGGCGAACGAGAAAGCUGCACACCAUCAAUGACGUAUACGCCUGACACUCCAGUCGCCAUCUCAAACAAUUCCUUUUGGUCUGCCUCCGGGAAUCCCACUCCAAGCGAUUUGAGGUGGUGGGCAGACUGGUGCGUAUUCUGGAUCCCUUCAGGCAGCUCAUGGGCGCUCUCUGCGUUUCUGGAAGGCAUUUACGAUGACAAAACUAUGAUGGGCGCCUACGGACCUUCGAUAGUUCAGUCCACCUACGGAGAUGUAUGGAUCAAAAACUUGUACGAGAAUGGCACAGCGACAGUCGACACGGUUCAGACAAGAUUUCGACAGCUCGCAAACACUAUGAACACAUAUUUUCGCAAUAGGAACUCCACGGAUGACGGAAGAACGACUUACACGACUGGGACCGCAGUUCAGACGGACACGUGCAUCAAAGUGCAAUGGGCCUGGAUAACUUAUUCUGCGAGCUUGGUCGCCUUGACCAUCAUGUUCCUGUGCUUGACAAUUUGGAAGACCAAAAGAACAAACAGAUCGGGUCCACCUAGAGGCACAUGGAAAUCUUCGGCUUUAGCAGUUCUCUUCAGUGGUUUGCAGGAAGAUUUGAGGAAAGAGCAUGGAGAACUCGACAAGCAGACCAGAAUGGCACAUCGUGCAGGUGAACUUGAAGUGAGACUUGAACCCACGGAGUCUGGAUGGCGCUUGAAACGAAGAAUGUCGUCUUAGCACUAGAAGUGCUUGCUGGAAUGACUAUAACUAUUAGAGCGUAUCAAAUCA